CACAAGCUCUGCUCUCCCUGUGACUUCAGAAAAACAUUUUCUGCUUCAUGGAGGCAGGAGCGACAUGGGCAACUCCUGCAGCUGUGCGGGACGCGGGAGAUGUCCUUCACCUUUUAAAAGAAAAAAAGAAAAGCAAGGCACUAGAGCAAAACAGAUGAGCCAACCGCACCAGGAUGACAGGAAGAAGGGCCUGCAGGCUGCUCACAUGUACGAUGACGUCUCGGAGUUUCCAGUCUAUGCUACUGUGAACAAGCCCAGGAAUGUGAAGCGUGAUGACAGCGUGCACUAUGCAGAUAUCCAGGUAUUCACUAGGGCCCGGGAGCGCUCGGCCCAAGAGGUGAAGAACUUGCAAGUGCAGAAUGCAACGGAGUAUGCCACCCUUAACUUCCCCCAUCCCAGACUGAAAUACGACAGCAGAAAUGGGACCCUGGUGUAAGAGGUGCAGCAGCCUCCUCCAGCAAAAGUGUUUCACAGACUGAGAUGCUGUAGAUUCAAGCCUAUACCAUGGACGCAUGGAUCUCUCUGAGAAUGUGCAGAGAACCUGGAUCCUCCAGUUGUAUUUGGUUUUGAAGGACUCUAAUAUUUGUCGUAACUGAAUAAAACUUUUCACAGGAUUUUGCUGAGAAAAUCCAACUUACCCCUUUAGAAACAUCAGGGAUGUUUCUGAGGCUGGAAGGAUGUCUCCUUUGGGCCCUUCUAGAAGGUAAAGCUGCUCCUUGUCUAAUGAAAUCAUAGCCCAGUGCCAUGGGGAGGUGGUUCAUACCAUGGCAGGAGGAUUAGCCCUGCACCAUAAUACAGGCAGAUCUGGAAACCCAGAACAAAGGAUUAGAUAAAUUAGAACAAGUGAAAUGUUUGCCACUGGAUUUUGUUUCAACAUUAAGAAAAUCCUGCAGCUGUUACAGAAAAUGACAGGUGGGUGAUACUGUGAGAAAAUUGCAUGGACCAUAUCACUAUAUGCAUGUUGCAAACACUAGCCCUUCCACUUGGCAUGCUUCAGACACUAACCCCAUACCAUUUCCUCAAUGAAGCAGUGUGUUCCCACCAUGCACAGUGCUCUGCAAUGCUAAGAGUAGGAAUGCAGGGUCUAGACAUGGCUAAGCAGCCCUUUCAGCAGUAGGACGGUUAUAGAUGUGGAUCCUUGCCCCUGAAAGAGAAUGAGAAGCUCUUAGCCAUGGUCUGAAAUGAAAGCAACUAACAUUUACAAAUUAAUUUUUGAACAAUAAUUUUAAAUCCUCUGUUAACACUUAAGGGUGGGUCAUCCAGUCCUCAUACACGCUGGCAGUUUGCAUGUCUAUGGGAUUGGGGAUGAAUCAUAGCCAACCUCAGAUAGGGUUUAGGACCCUUUCUUCUUCCUUCCUGUGUCAUGGUAGCAGAUGGCGCCUAGCACAGGGCUCAUGCUAGACACCCCCUCACCAAUACACCUUUGAGAUUUUGUUUAUAGAUUAAUAAUAUUGAUUAUUAAUAAUGUGGUUUAGCAACAAUCCAGUAGGUUCCUGCAUCCCUCCAUGGCAGGGGUUAAACUGUGGGCUGAAUUUCCAACGUUGUCACCUAAACAGGGUUUCCAAACUUAAACCAGCACUUUACACUGUUAAAUGAAACUUUGUGCACCUAUGUGCUGAUCUGAGUGGCUCAAUGCAGGAUUUGGGACAUCCUGGUCAAAUACCAGUGUUUGAAAAUGGGGAGUUUCGUAAAGUUUAUAAUCAAAUUGCAUUUUGCCUACAACAACUUUAUUAACUAAAGACCUGAGUGUGGUCAGUAUGAGUUACUGUUCACUAAAAAAAUAAAAGCGGUACUAAUAUCUGUAUGUUACCAUGGAGAUAUUUUGGGGACCAGUCUUGCAAUCUUUUCGCCUGAAUGGCUUUUGCUCACCUAUGAAGUCCCACUGACUUCAGUGCAAGUGCUAUGCCUAUAGUCAGGUUUGCAGGAUAAAGCCCUAUAUUACUGUGAGGGCUAGUUCUUCUGACUCCCUCCUAAAGCUCCAAGGAUUCUCCCUUUUCUCCCCCAGAUCCCCAUACUCUCCAGGCCCUGCAUGAUCACCCAUCCUUCUGACCAAGGGGGAAUGGAUGGCCUUUGGACAGUGCGACUGUGUGGCACCGGGCACUCCCUCAUUACAAGAGAGAGGCUGAGUGCUUUGCCCUUGCUGGCCCACUAUUCAAGGGUGGAAGUGGGGUCUCAAACCCAGAUCUUGUGCAUGCUAGACUGUGGGAGUAGCAGGCAACUACAUCUUUUCAUAGAAUCACCAAUAUUAGAACUAGAAAGAGCCAUUAGUUCACCAUUAUCUAAUCCAACCUCCCUCAGCCAGUGCAGGAUAAAAUAAUUUUAUUAUAUAGGUUUUAUAUAAACCUUAUUAAAUAUAGAUUAUCACUUAGUGGGGAGCCUUCCUUUGCAGCCAUAACCUCCUUGGUAGAGUAACACAUGGCACAGGGCACUGCCCAUCUGCUCGUCUGCUAAUGGCAGAAAUGCGCGGUCUCUUUUGACACCAUGCACCCUUGGUGCCAAGUCCACCUAAAGCUAGUGGGUAGCCAUGCAGAAUGCUGGCAGCUGGGUAGUUUGUCAUUUAGUGGUGAAACUGGGCAUGUACCUGCAUCUCCAGCCAAAAAUGAAUGGGGCUCAUUUGAGAACAAAUUAUGCUCUAGUUCUGAGUGAAGCAACCAGCUGCCGCAAACUGUGCGGCAAAGAAUCUGUUUCUGAUCUGAAGUUCUCCCCCCCCUGGAAUGCUGAGCUGGGAAUGGGAAAGCGAGCCACACAAAUAGAGCAUAGGACAAACAGUAAGGGCCAGAUUCUGAUUUCAGUUACACUGGGAGAAAUCCACAAGUCAAUAGAGUUGGUCCAGAUUGUAGCUGGUGUAAAUAAGAACAGAGUCUGACCCUAAGGAACUUGUUUUCUGGGCAUGUCAGUUGAUUCUAUUGAUCUGUGGAUUAAUUGAACCUCUGGCUCUUUUGUAUUCUGUAUUAGUUUCUGUUGCUGUUACCACUAUCUUUUAAUGAGCUCCUCAAUGCCUGGACUGAUAUUUUAUCUCAGAUUUCCUGGGGAAUUCUAGCUUUCAUGCUUAGCUGGUACUCCAUGUUGUUUCUAGAGGUACAGUAUAUCGUAGAGAUAAUCAAAUGCGCUCCAUAGAAACAGAAAUAAUACAGUAAUUUUGCCUGUUUAACAGGCCUCAAAUAGAUAAAAUGUGAAAGUACACGUUUUGAAAUGAUUUCUCUGAAGGACUUGUUUUUGCACUGAAUGUUAACAGAUAAUACAAACAUCUUCUGUUUUCUGGGCUUGUUCAGUUUGAGUUAAAUGAGUGUGAAAUCAAAUGUUCCUUUAAUGUUUGAGGCUUAAUUGUACUUUUAACUAAUGAAAUUGCACUUUUUAAAUGGUCAUUAUGGUGAUAUGCGCCUCGUUCCUGUACUUAUGCACAACACAUGUAUAAAGCUACUCACAUGCAUACAUGGCAGAUACAGGUUCAUCAGUGCCACCAGUUAUGAAAAGGAGAUUUCUGACACUUUGUUAUUAAAAUAAAUACUGUGUGAAGGAAAAUUAUUCUUGUUUACUUUCAGAAAAUGUGAAGCCAAUACUCAUUUACAAUGAAAUCUGUUUGUAUGCUGAAUCAUUCUUAUUUAGAAAUGCUGAUCUAUAUAAUAAACAUACAAUAACAUGAUUUACUAAAACAGUAAAACAACAUUUCUAAAAUGUUGUCUUUAGGCACAUUAAACAGAUUAUCUCUGUAGCAUAGAAAGAGAAUUUCUGCCCAAUAUCUGACUGAAUUAAGUGUGAUGUUAUUAAUUGCUGAGUUUGGGUCAGAAAUGGCUAAUGAAGAAUUUGUACAAUCCCCCUCUGCCUUGCUGUCUGGCUCUGCUGCAUGACUCCUGGGUAACAGAAGCAGGGACUGCUGAUUUUAC
Terrapene triunguis (Three-toed box turtle) is the source of this 3884-nucleotide messenger RNA. It is a transcript of the gene CUNH11orf52, whose product is annotated as chromosome unknown C11orf52 homolog. Bases 65 to 436 code for a protein of 123 amino acids. The record is from RefSeq and is a predicted model, not a curated record. Lineage: Eukaryota; Metazoa; Chordata; Testudines; Emydidae. The transcript has 4 exons. Gene Ontology annotation, cellular component: extracellular exosome.